Molecule: messenger RNA, 26331 nt
Organism: Plasmodium knowlesi strain H
Lineage: Eukaryota; Apicomplexa; Aconoidasida; Haemosporida; Plasmodiidae
Product: conserved Plasmodium protein, unknown function
Exons: 4
Coding region: 1-26331 (8776 amino acids)
Source: RefSeq, a predicted model, not a curated record
AUGAUAAAGAAUAUAAUAAACCAAUUUAUCAAGCUGUUCGGACAAGAGUACUUGGGAGAAUGGGACGCCAUACAAAAUUUGACGAUCAAUUCUGUAACCUCCCCGGAAAUCCUGCUGAAGAACGUGCCAUUCCCGGAAAAACUAUUCGAAUUGAUGGAACUACCGUUCGAAAUAGUUUACUCGAACAUAAAAAAUCUGCGUAUAAAAUUUCUGUGGUCAUCUAUUUUUUCAAAUAAUAUUAGCCCCAUAAAUAUAUACGCCAAUGACCUGUUCCUAGUUAUCAAGUUUUCCUAUCCCAGUUUAUGGGACACGAACAAAAUUUUGAAUCACCAAUAUAAGAUGAAAAAGACGAAACUGCAGAAGUGGGACAGUAUUAAUAUAUCCAAAGAAAAAAAAGAAGAAAACUUUUUAAAGGCACUGCCAGUGAAACUAGUGAAUUCGCUAAGAAUUUUAGUGGAGAAUAUAAAAAUCGUAUUUUUCGAUAAUUAUAUUCAUAAAAAUCCUUUUACUUUUGAAUUUUUUAUAAAGAAUUUCAAGAUAGACGAGCUGAACAAAUACAACGUUAAGUUGACAGAGGAGGAAAAAAAAAAUAUCAAGAAGAACUUUCUAAUUAACAUAUGGAUUAGGAUGAUGGGACUUCAUAUUAUUUACAAGGAAUACAAGAAGAAGAUAAAGUACAAAAAGCAGCUGAAGAAAAAGAAGGCUGAUCUGCUGCAUAAUAGUGAGAAGGUUGACCACGGGGCGGCGAAGUCCAAGGGUGGAAGCGACGAUGCAAAGGAGGAAUAUUUCCUGACGGCCAUCGAAAACCUGUUCAGUGAAAGCGCGAGCUCGGUGUACCGAGGAAAGAGGCACAGUUCGAGGAGGGCGAAAAGAAGGAGCUCCUUAAAUAACUAUGGAGUGGCAAAAAAAUUCCGUUCAUUCAGUGACUACGAGAUCGAUGAGAGGAUAAAAGAUGGAAAUAUAAAAAAAAGAAUGCGCAGGGAAAUGCGCAAAAAAAUACACACGGGGCAAUUUGGCAAGAAGCUCUUACUAGAAGAAUCAGGGAGUAAGCAGAAAAAUAAUAAAAAAGGAAAAAGUAAUUACAAUUUUGAAAUUCCCAAGCAUGAUCUAGGUUUCAGAAUAACAGCGAAAGAUGGAUUAGACAUGCAUGUCGUUUUUAAGAAGUAUGAUAUGAAGGCACUGAACGAACUGAAAAAUGAUUUAAAAUGCUUCAAGAGUGUGGAACUCUCCUUUGUUAAGCAUAUUCAGGAGAAUCUUGAAGACGAUUUUUACAAUAAUGUGAAAAUAGAGGAAGAGGAGGAACAUGUGAAGGGGACCUGCUAUUGUUAUAACAAUGGCAGUAAUAACCUAGCAAAAGUGAAUAAUGAUUCAUUUUUUAUUUCAAAUAAUCCAAACGGGUACGAACCGAAUAACGAUCUUUGUAACUCCGAAUUCACAAACUACGACGAAAUAAUGGAACGCAGCUUCAAGAAUGACUACCCCCCCAUUUUUAGUGAUAUUUCUCUGUUUGAGUCUUUAAACGUAUAUUUUACCGCCUCUGCGUUGGACUCUUUUUACAAUUUCAUCAAAUACAUAGAAUUCUGGUUCCUAUACAAGGGGGGGUGCAACAAAAUUUUUAAUAUCAUUCCGAGUAUAGACAAUUGCAUAAGAUACUCCGAAUUGAGAAAAUUACGUAAUGAAAAGAAUUACGUUUAUGAUGAAGGAAGUAAGGAUUUUCUAGAAAAGUUUGAAGCUUCAUGUCCUAUUCACUUGCUAACCAAGUUAAGAAUACUAUCGGAUGAAUGUAUAUACAGCAAGGAAUAUUUUAACAGUGAUCAUUUGAAGAGAAGAGAAUGGAAAAAGUUGCUCUAUAAUUUUAUUAAAAACCAGAAAGGAACAACCACGUCCAUUAUGAAUGAGAACUUAGAGAAGUUAGACAAAUGGUUUUCGCACGAAAUGUUAUUCAAUUUUGUUAUUCCAAAAAUUAACUUCACGUACAUUCCCAUCAAAUAUAAUCAUUUCAGUAAUUCCAGUGUAAAGUGCAAUAAGUGCCUCCUGUCCUACACACUAGCCUGUUCCUUCCUAUUUAAGCAGGAAAAACUAUCCACCAUAAAAAAGAAGAUGGGAAUUUAUUUUCAUAACGUCGAUAUACAUUCCCUUUUUGUUCUUUUUAAGAAAAAUAAAAAAUUUUUCAUGAAUAAAAAGAAGUACUGUAUUCUUUACAUAGAGAAAUUACCCAUCAGGAACUUUUGUCUGUAUCAUGAGCCGAAUAGCAACAACGUAAGCUUUUACCAAUUGGGGCAUUCGAAUGUAGGGGAUGACUGUGUUGACUCACUUGAGAGGAUACAUUCCAAGGAGGAAAGAAUUAUAGAGGAAAAUUUUGGACAUAUGAUAAGUGGUCUAAUGAAACAGGGAGGAGAACCGAGGGGGGCACUACCAGAAGGUGCAGAUUAUUAUGCAGGAAAUGAAACAACGAAUCAGAAUAAUAAUGCAAGUGGUGAUCCAUUUAAUGAGAAUGGUUUUGUCGCCAAUGAGCCAUUGAAACCAAGUAAUGGCGCGAAGCGGAAUAGUCUAUUACAAGGAGAUGGAAAUAGUUAUGAAAAUGAUCUUAAGGAGAAAGGUGAAAACGUGAAUGGAAAUCUAUACACCUCUAAAAAUACGGGGAGCGACGAAGAUGGAAACCUUUGCAUGAGCAGUUUUAAAAAUUAUAAAAUGUGCAAGCUGUUCGGGAGAGGAUAUUCUGAUGAAAGCCAUCUCGAAGGGGAAUAUGAGGGAGAAAAAAUUCAAGUGGAAAAUUUGCGAAGUCUUGAAAGUGAGCAUAUCAGAUAUGAGCGUGAAGAAGGCAGAAGCAACAACCACCACCACCACAACAACAACAACAACAACAGGAGCAACGACAAGAACAAGGACAACAUACCUAAUAGUAGAAAUAAUAGGAAUACGUUCUGGAAGUUUAUUCUAGGAAAGCAGAAAAAAGAAACCUUAAGGAAUGUGAACAAGGAUAAUGCCAACAAAAUUGACGACAACAAUUUCGAUCGAAUUAUUAAUAACCAGGCUGUCCUAAUCCCAAACUGCCUAAUUAUUAUUAUUAAUGAUUACUCCAACAAUGUAAGGGAUAUUGAUAUAACCAUUUGCAAGUACGUAAUUAAUAUAAAUAAUUUAUUGCCCCUUAUGAACUUCAUUCCUACGAGCAACACAUGUCUUGAGCUCUUCCUGAAAUAUGAUAAUUACAUAGACAAGGAUGUUAUCGAAUGUAUUUGCUUGUGUAUAAGUAAAAGCGUAAGGAAGAAGAAGAUUCUACGUCUUCGUAUGGACGAGUUGAAGUUUUAUUUUUUCCACUCCUCGUACGUACAAAAUGAAGUAGUUAAUUUGAAAAGAUUUCUCAAUAAGACCAAGCAGAAGAGCAACGCCGGGGGAAACUCACGUUAUCAAGAAAAGUUCAUCGAACAUGAUCUUCUGCUCGAUCCUUUUAAAUCUUUAGCGGAUGAGAACAAAGAUGAAAUGAAUAUAACAGGAAGAAAUUUGCAUAAGGAUAAUAUGCCAACUGAGAGGAGUGAUUAUGUCGUAAAGAACUACCCAAAUGGGAUUGUUACGAAUAGUUGUAAUCAUCAAGGCGAGGGAAAGAAUGAUAGCACUAGUGGGACGACCUCCAGCACGUUCGACGAAUCGGAGGAAGAUUACAGCGGGGAUGAACUGGAAAGCAAUAGAAGGAGUAAUCUUAACAGAAGCAGAAGUUUAGAUUAUUUUGUAGAAACUCAAGAAAGGGAUAUAACGAACAUACAUAACAUCAUUUUUAAUAAUCUCUUUGUUGCGCAUACGAAUGUCUAUCAUACAAAAGUAAACAACACAUUUUCUUAUCUUAGGAAGAGAAAUUUUCUUUACUCAAUUAGAAGCAAAUAUUAUAGUUUUUUAUGGAAGUACAUGCAGUAUAAUAACAAUAGGACUAAGGUAAAAAAUCGAAAUUUAUUAUCAAUUGGGGUUUUCGGUUACGUGAGAAAUUUGUUCUUGUUCCAGGACAAGACCGAUUCGUUGCUUUAUUUGAGCGCAAGGGAGCUAAAUAUCGACCACAUUUUUCACAACUGUUUUGAGAAUAUGAAGGGUAGCGCAAAUCCGCGUGAUUUCGUGGAUUGUACGGAGAGUCCGUUGGGCAAAAUGAAUUUGGAGGAAGGCGAUCGAGGCCUGGUAGGCACACCAGAUAUGGUAAGGAAUGGCCCUAUUGGAAGUACUUCUAGUUUCAGUAUCAUCAGCACAAGUGAUGCAGAGGUUCGGAAAUCUCGCAGGAUGACCACAAAGGAGAACAACAGAGUAUCUCUCUUUAGCAUAAAGUCGGUGAAGCUGAAAAAAAAUAAUAACGUGUUGUCCCUCACGGUGAAUCUACUAAACUGCAGCCUGAACGAAAUCUGCGUGUCCCUCAUAGGAAUACACAAACAUGUAUUCCCUUUAGAGCACGUCGAGUUGAUAAAGGGAAGAAUCAACAAACUGAAAAAUAUCAAACAGUUUCUCCUGUCUAGUAAUAAAAACACCAUGCACUUGAAGAAGAUUAACGUGACAAAUGAGUUGCUCUACAAAAUAUUAAGCAGGUAUUUCAAAACGAACCACGUGGUGAGAGAAAAUGACACGAACAGUGGUGACACUCCGGAGAAUAAGGAAAACGACAUUUCGAUUAACAAAAAUUACGAAAAGUAUAUAAAAAAAUUGGUCAUCAAAAUUUUAGACAAUGAAAAAAUCCUAUACAAUAAAGAAGAUUUUGAAAAAAUAUUUUACAUGAUUUUGAGGAAGAAAAUUACACAACAGGGUAAUAAGGGGUGCUCCUACGUGGGAGGAAAAAAAGAAACCCUUCCAAUUGUUAGAGCGCAGGAUAGGAGAACGAUGUUCAUUAGUCACAACUCGGACAUGCUAGACUCCUUCAGUAGCAAUAACGACAUUGUGCAGAAUUACUACAGAAAGGGGGGAGAGAGAUAUGGAAAUUUUAUUGGAAAUUCGAGAUCGUUAGAAUGGGAUUAUCACACCUGUAAGGAGGAGACCCUGAUGAGCAGUCAUGAAGAUGAGGAGAGGUCCGAUUUGUAUAAUAAUUCGAAUUACUUUAAUAUGGAGACAGGACGGAAUUCCUACUCCAAGGUAUCUGAAGGAAGUGAUCAAGAUAGAUGGGAAGCGAUGGACCAUCGAGAAGAGGGAAUCAAGAGUGAGGAGAAAUUAUUCAUGCAAGAGGGGAAGGAGAAAUACAAAGACAUUGAUUUGGUGAAACCGUCCAAGAGGUACAACACAGAACACUGCAAAUAUAUGAAUCUUAGAAAUCUCUUUAAUUUUGAUGAGGUUCUAAUAGAUAUAGAAAAAAUAAUGGGCGAUGAUAUUUUCAUUCAUAGUAGUAUGUCUAAUGUGGAGCUAUCACAAGUAGAUUACCUGAAUGGAACAAAUGUGGAGGAGAAGCACACACCUCAAAAGAAGACUUGCCUUUUCUUCUUGGUAAUAAGCAAAACCAACGUUGCCAUUAGUAACAAAAAUGAAGGAAUAUUCAAAAUUGUGUGCAAUGACUUUAUGAGCGAGUUGACUCAUAUGGCUACUUGUCUAAAUAUAUCUUUGAAAAUGAACACGCUGUACUUUUUCUACAUCCUCGCCGUUUCGAGGAAGCCCAAAGUGAGUACCCUUCCCAAGGAGAGGAGCGAAAAGGGGGACAAGAUAUUUGAUCAGGAUAAAAUUACCCCCGUACGAAAAAAUACGUGUAAAAAAUAUGUCAUCUUAACAGACUCAAUAAGUAACAUAUUGAGCGUUUCCAAGUCCAGUCUGAAAAAAAAAAAAAAAGAUGAUCUCUUUAAUCAGUAUGUAUGCAUUUUGGAAAGAAAAAAGUUUAAGCUUUUUAUUGACUACGACAAAAAGGUGAAGAGUCCAAAGCCGCAGCUUCAUUUGGACCUACACAUAAAUAAGGACACGAACAAAAAAACUUUAAAACUAUCGCUUAACAAUUUUAAUCUUUUUUACAGCUCCACUUUAUUUGUUUUGCUAAACAGUGUUGUGAUAAAUUACUUUCUAACGUACAUCCAGGAGAAGGAAAAAGUGAGCAUUCUGCUUUGCAGGUACGAAAGUACGUUGCGGAAUAAGGACAGCCAGUCAAAUCAUGUCAAGUAUGGCCCUGUGAAGGGGAAAAAAGAACGGAGUGACCAAAUGGUUGUUGUAUCCCUCGAGAAAUGGGUAAGCAGCCACGAAGUGGUGGACACACUGCGCACAUCAAGCAACGACAGCUUUAUAGAAGAAACGUACGGAGACAAUGACAUUAGCUAUAAUAUUUUUGAUGAAAAAAAGAAACAAAUGGAAGACCUAAAUGAGGAUACUAUCAAUUUAACAAAUAACACAUUUUAUUAUGAUUUUUCCGAAAAUGAGAAUGGGGCACAAAAGAACAUUCAAAGGAGCGCGCUUCAUCAGAAUGAACAAUGUGAGCACAACCCCUUAUGUGAUAUCACUAGGGGGAGCGUUAGUGGAAAUGGAAGCAAUGGUGCGAGCAAUGCUAUGAGCAGGGGUUUGUAUAAUGAUUUGUACUACCGGGAAAAGAUAACCAAUUCGGGGAGCGCAAAAAGAAAAAUUAUCGUGGAUGACGCGUGUGGAGGAUUCGCAUCGAAAAGGAGGUUCAACGAUAUGAGUGGCAACCUUCACGGGCUCCCUCCAAAUAUUAACUCGAACGAUAAUGUUAACUCGAACGAUAAUGUCAACUCGAACGAUAAUAUCAACUCGAACGAUAAUGUUAACUCGAAGGAUAAUGUUAACUCGAAGGAUAAUGUUAACUCGAAUGAUAAUGUUAACUCCCAAAAGGGGAGAAAGGGAAAUAUCAGUUUUUUAAAAUCAGACACGAAGCGAGAAGUCAUUUCUGCAGGCAUGUCGUUCGCAAAGGUAGAUUCCCUACAAGUCGAUUGCAGAAAAGGGACUCACGAAGGGUGGUUAAAAAAUGAAGAGAGCAACUUGUCUGAACAGCCUGAUGGGUUAGUAAAUUAUCAAACUUCCAAGAAUGCCUGUCAUGACCAAUUAGGGAAUAACUGUGACAUUCCUCCGAGUGUAAUCAAUUCGAAGUACCAGCAUUUGGACUUACGGGGUGAUAGUCGGAAGGAAGGAAUGAGCCAGAAAGUUAUUAAUGUUGACAAUAAUAUAUCAGGAAUCAAUACAUUAUCGUUGAAGAUGUUCGCUAAGCACAAUUCAAAAAGAAGACGCAGCACCAGAGAAGGGCAUAACGUUACCGAAAAUAUUCUGAAGGGGGAAAAAAAAGUUCGUCACUCAGUUGCGGAGCACCAAGGGGAAGUGCCAUCCUCUAGGAAGAAUACACACAACAGAGAAGAGGAGAAAUCUCAAAAUAGUGCAGAAAUUAACCUGUUUGUUUGUUCUGAGAAUGUUAACAUAUGCUACCUUAUUAACUACCACCGAUUCAAGUAUGUCUACAAGAAGAACCACAAGGUGGACACCUACAUGAAUGAUUACAUUAAUCUUAUUGAUAGUUGCUCCAACUACUGUAAAGAGGAAAAGAAAAAGGAAGGAGAUAAUUUUGAGCAUGUUGGAAUUAUGAACAAAGAUCUCUACAAUUUAAAUUUAAAUUUUUUAUUUAAAAUGGAAUACAAAUGCACAGAAAACAAGAAAAAAUCCAUCAGUGCGUUUUUUCCCUUUCUGUAUAUUAUCCUUAUGAAGAAUUGUAACUACGUCAUAUCGCAUUUAACAAUCGUGGAUGUGAAAGUGAGUUCUCACUUUUUGUGCAAACGUGAGGAAGAAGAAGAAAAAAAAAAGAAUUAUAAAAAUUAUUUACAUAAAAAGAAUACCCUACAAAUGUACGACAGGGCGAUGUUGAAUUAUUUGCCCGCAGAACAACCACAUUUUGGCCAGAGGGAUACUAGUCCUGAAGAGAAGUGGAAGGCGAGUAGAAAUACACGUGCAAGUUCACAUAGUACGUCCAAUAACAUAUCCAAGAAAUAUUACCACAGGAUGAGUGACAAAUUAGAAUGCACUAGUUCUAAUGGGGAAAAUUCGCUCACGGAUAGUUGCAUAAUAGCAAAACGUAUGAACAGCAGCUUGUCCAUAAAUAAACGGGUAUCAGAAAGUAGGGGUAGGAAUCAUGCCAACAACUCAGAUUUGUUCUACGAUCUGACGAUGAAGAAGGGGGUUAUAAGGAGUAUGAAGGAUCCGUCGGCUGAAGGGACUAGCGAGUUCAGCAAGAAUAAUAACAGGGACAAGAAUGACUGUGAGAGGAAUAAUUCCUUGAACGCUCCUUAUGGAAUGAACCAAGAGAAAUCCUUAUCUAGCGAAAGGAGGAUGAGCAAGCAGAAAUCCUACAUGAGUAUUCUGUUUAAUUAUAAGAAACAUGAAUUGGCACAAAAUGUGGAAGGUGAACCUAUUACUGCUUUUCGAGGUAAUAGUGUCGAUAGUGGCAGCAUUACUAAGAACGCCUCCCGCAGAAAGAACCUGCUGAAGCACCUGAAUACGGUUGUAAAUUUUAUGGGAAAAAAUAAGGACAGCUCCAAGUCUAUACUGAAGAGGGACAAAUCAACCAGGCGAUCUCUGAGCCUAUUCAGCUUUAAGUCUCCCGCCUUUCUGCACAAGAAGGCUGGACGAUGGAGCAGCAACACGUUGGAAGUUGUGCAGACGGAAGGUGGUAACAAGAAUGCAUCAUACGACUUGAGGAGCAUAAAUGCAGAAAAGAGUGAGUGCACCUGUGAGGAGGAAGGAAAAGACGGGAAGGAUAAGAGGGAGGAUAUGCAAAAAUUUGCCCAUCACAACAGUUACAACUCUGUUAGCAUUUCCCAACAAGGCAGUGACUACCAAAUGUGGGAUGAACAAUUCAUGGGAAAUUCCACAAAGGGAAUGAAAAAAAUGAGAGGCGGUCAGGCGAAAUGUAGAAACUCCCUUGAGGGUAUCCACAUAAAUAAUGAGCAAGAUAGAUUCAUGAAAAGAAGCGAAAGAAAGAAAAAAAAAUUCACACAAUUACAAGGAGAUAAAAAAAAAACACCCAUGUGGAAACUGUCCAAGUGCAAGCUAUCUGUGUAUAACAUAAACCUAUUCAGCUGCAUCUAUUUGAGACGAUUUAAACGAGGCAAGCAAAAAUACUUACAACCUCUGGUAUAUAAUUAUAAGCAUGCUAACGGUGUACAUUCUUUUCAAGCGAAUAAGAACACAAACGAGUUCUGUAAUCCCUCCUUUCUACAAAGCACCUUCGAUAUGUAUGCUAAUUUUAAGACCACCAAUUAUGACAAGUUAACAAAGAACAACCAUGUUCUGCAGAAGGACUUAAAAUUCCUAGAAUACAUUAACCAGGUAUAUAGUUUGGAAUGGUUCAACAAAUUUAAUAUACAUCAUUUGUAUAAUAUCAACAAGAUUAACUCGACAGUUUCUAGAUUUAUGUGUCUGAAUAGUAAAGGUGGAAUCGACUGCGCCGUUAGCAAUAUUGUAUGCUGCUAUGUGCCCAUUUUUUAUAAGCACAUUUCGGCGUCUUACAGAAAUAUAUACAAGUUUUUGCUGCUCGCCAAAUAUUAUGAAAGUGUGCAUUAUCUACCCAGGCUGUGCAAGAAGGGGGCGAUACCCCAUGCCAACGAUGGGGAUAAUCCUUAUGAGAGUAGGAUAAGUGGCAUGAAGAACCAACACAUAGAUGGAAGCACCCUGAAGGAAAGAGCUUUGGGGGUGUACGAAAUGGACAAUGGACUUGUACAAUUAAAUAUAAAUAGUUCGAAGGAAAGACAGAAGAGAGACAAGAAAAAGGCCCAAUCACGUAACGCUGAUAAUGAAAAAAAGUGUGGGAAAGGAGAGAAGAAUAAGAAAGCAGACAUUUUGGGGGGUAAUAAUAAAAGCUUCAGAAUGAACAAGCAGGAGCCUCUCAGUUAUGUGGAAAAAUUACAAAAAAAGAGAGAGAGGAAGAAAAGGAAAAAGGGAACUGCCAAUUUUACUCAUCCCGUGAAUGAUAUAAAAAACGCAUAUGGAGAGGUAGAAGGAAAAACAUUUUACCAUGACGACGGAAGUGAUUUGUUCGAAAAUGAUGAGAAGAUAACAGCGCCACCAGAGAAGUUUAUCCUUCCUUGCGACAACAAUUUUAACAGCUUUAAUAAUUACUUAAUAUAUAAGAGAGAUUUUUUAAAAUACAGCUCUUGGAAGGAAAACCACCUUUAUGUCUCUCUUAAGGAGGUAGAAUGUUACGAUAAAAGGAGGCAAAAUAGGAAUAGACAUUCAAACGUUAGCGUGAGAAAACAUGAGAGAAAAAGUAAGAAGAAGAAAAAAUGCUUCAAUUUUUACAUUCACAUGCAUGCUUCUAGCAUUAACCUGGAUCCAUACUUCAUUUCGACAUACAACUUUUACCUAGUGAACAAUUUAAAUAAAAAUUUAAUAGCAUACGAUAUGAAAGAAACCAAGGAUUAUUUCAUUCAUAAAUAUAAGGAAAUGCAACAAUAUUACAGGUAUACAGUUGGGUGCAAUGAAUAUUUGGAGAAUGGAGGAAUCGAAUCCACGGCGAGCUCGUCUGAUGGUAAGGAUAAACCGGGAAGGGUAAAGAAGGUUGGUCUGGGGAAGCGACAUAAUGAGAAGAAUCACUGGGGGGCAGGUCCCACGGGAUGUUAUAAUGUCUAUGAUGAGGAGCAUCUGGGACAGGAUGCGGGGGAGGCGAAGACACCCGCAGAUCAAAAAAUAUGCGAAGAACUGUUCUCAUUCAGCCCACCAAAGACGCUAAAAUUGUUCCGCCUGAUGAAUUCGCUAAACAAUCUUACGAAGAAAAUUAAUGACAAACUAAAAAAUAAAAAGGUUAUAAUUAAUGUUGACAUAAAAAACGUAGAUGUUAAUGUUCUUGAUUGCUCCUACAUUUACGAGAGUAAAUAUUUGCUAGUAGAUCAUGUGCACCCAUUUUACAAUAACCAAUAUGUGUACAUGUCGAAGGAAAAGUACGAACAAAUUAGGAGAAAAAAGGGGAAUCAUUCUAACGACUUUUCAAACCUUGAGUCGAUGGAAAACAAACAUUUUUCGAGCACCAUUAAUAAUCUUAUCUUCAACAAACUUACAAAUUAUUAUAAUAACAACUCUUUCUACAUUAUUUCUAUUAAUGCCAAUAAAGUUAAAAGGAUUUCUAUACAACUUUACUCCACCGUCAUACUAAACAACUUUAUCAAACAGGAAAAUGUGAAGGACGUACUAAGUGUCAUUGUGUACAACUACAGAAUGAGGUUCUCAAGUCUUAAGAUAAAGAGGGUGAAAAACAUAAUGAAGGAUGGGAAGAAAGAUAUAAUGAAUAUGCUCCAUGAAAUAGGUCUGGAUGAAACGGAGGAUACCACAAAAAGAAGAAAAAAAAAACAUAGAAAGGCUAAAGAGAAGAGAAGGAAACAUGAGAGGAAUAAUCAAAUUGAUAUGUAUAAACAGUUCGAAAAGAGCUAUAGGAACAAAAUAAAUACGUAUAGCUCUAUCAACGAAGACAGUUUUAUUGAAAGAAAGAAGAAUGUUCUCUACAAUGAUGUAAUAAGGAGCAAUAGUAAGCUGCAGAACGUUGGAUGGUUUUCGAGUAAUGAUUCUGCAGAAGAGGAGGAAUCGUUUAUACCAACUCCUCCAAUUGUAUCCUCUUCGUUAUCUUCCGAACCGACAUCGAGAGAUUCAUCCACCACCACAUCGGAAGUCACUUCCGCUGCAAUUUCUGCUGUGAGUUCUUUCCAGUCUAUGGCGACUAACUCCAUUCUGUCUUCCUCCUCAAACGUUGAAAAAACGGUGCCACAAGUGUGUGAACAAGUGCAAAAAGGCAGAAGGCACAGAUCGACCUAUGAACCAUUUCGUCUAUCGAAGAGGAAAAAACUAAAAGAGGCCGCCCUACUACUAAGAAGAAGACAGAUAACAGAAAGCAAGAGCUUCUCCGACAGUAUAUACACAAAGCAUUCCACGUCGCUAAGGCUACCUGUGGAUCACUUUAAUGAUGAUAAUGAAAAAUCCAGGAGCUUUCACAAUUUUGGUAGUGAAAGUGCACAGAACUCAGAUAACUAUUCAAAAAAUCAAAAAAUAAUAAAGAAGAAAAAAAUGAGAAAUAAAUUUUAUAACUAUAUUAAGAAAAUAUAUAACAAUAUGACAUCCAAGCAGAAGAAGAAAAAGUUAAUCCUUGACAACAUCGUUGAGAAUAAUAAAUGGUCUAUUAGUUUAGAAAAUUUAAUUUUUUAUUUACCUCCCUUUAAAAAGGGCUUUAAAUUUUAUCUAUAUUUAAACAGGUUUAUUAUAUACGACUAUAACCAAAUAAAGAUAUGCAACAACAUUUCUCAGUUUAGGUUAUUCCUAAGGAAUAAUGCAGAGAGGAAAUACCUCCAGUUAUGCAACAAAAUAAUGCGCACAUUUAAUCACCUACAUCUUAAUAGAGAUUUACUCAAAGGAAACUUGAGGAGAAAAAUUGUGUUAAAAAAAAUAAACCACGAGAUAUAUAACAAUCAAGUGUAUGUCAUAGGAAAUGAGGGAAUAAACAAUAUAGACUUUGUGUGGGAUAUGAAAAAUACAAGAUUUACUUUGCACAAUCAGACAAUCAUGGAUUUAGUGAGUUACUUCACCGAACUGUCCAUCAGCAUGUUUUCAUUCCUUUAUGUAUAUUCUGUGUACCCAGAGUUAUCCUUUUCUACACUUUCUCAUCUAUCUUCCUGUAUGAAUGUCGACAAUUUUCAGAAGGGGCUUCUCCUAUAUAAUAACCUGCUGAAAAACUACAUCGGCACUUGUAAAAGUGGAAAACGACAAAACGGAAGUUUCAUAAGCAUCGCUUCUAGGAACAACAGAAAUAACAAGAGCAUACAAAUGAAUAAUAAGAGGAAUGCAUCGUUCGCAAGCGAGUGCAACAUGAUGGGUUUGGAAAGACAGCUCUAUCAGCAGUCCCACAGUUGUGAGGACACAGAUCGAAGCGAUCACAACAGUGUGGACAGCUUGGAUCGACCGGGAAAGGUAAACGUAGUGCAAGAAGAGCAAAAAGACGGGAGCGAACACGCCUCGGACAUUAGCAACAUAAAUAUGCUAAUGGAGAAAAUAAUUUUCCACAAAAAUAAAAUAAAUUAUAAGUACCUAAUUAUGAACAAAUUCGAAUACCAAACAAAGGCCCACAAAUCGCUAAAGGAAUUACAUGACAAGAAUUAUUACUUCUUAUCCUUUGUAAGUAACAAUUUGCUCUUCUUCUUAUAUUUCUACACCAAGUAUAAAAUCGUCCUGAAUUUCGUGUCUACUGAGGAUGUAUUUCCUCUGAGACCCAAGUACAUUUAUCCUAUUAAACGCAUUAAACGGCGCUCACCGGUGAAGGUUCACAAGAUUUGCGAAAAGAUAAGGUCGAAGAAGAAGUUCAUGCAUGUGGGUAAGAAAUAUAUGCAGAAGGAACAACUGAAAGUUUCUACCUCCAAAAUAAUGGAAAAGAAAAAGAAAAGAAAGAGGAAACUGAAAAAAUACAUCAGGCACAAUAAGCAGGAAGGAACGAACAACGAACACAAGGAGAGGAAGCCUUUCUAUGAGCCUAAUGUGAGCUCAAAUCUCUGUUGGAAAGAAUCUUCAUGUGAUCUUAACGAAAAAGAAAAGAAAUGGAAAAAGGAACCGCUCGAUGUAAAACACUUCAAGACGGAAAAACACAACACCCAAGAUAAUAUCAACACUGUUUCUAUAAAGAAGGAACAUGAAGUGAUCAUUCUGGGUAGCAGCUUAGGUAGUGUGAGAAAUGAAGAAACGGUCGUAAAAUCAGGAUCAAUUAUUUAUGAUAAGAUGAGGAAUGACGAAGCGGAAGAGUUGAAGAAUAAGGAAGACAGCAAGGAGGAUGUCCACCAAGCUAAGGGUUUUUCUACAAAAUUAAAAACUACCAUAAAAAAGUUUUUUACCAGAAAGUUAUCUUCCCAAGUGUUAGGAAAUAAGAAUCACGGGGAUGGAAAAAAAAAAGGAGAAAGCAUGACGAACACGUCGAACGCAUCGAACGAGUUAUUCUGCAAGGAUUACAAUUCAGUGCUGAAUAAAUUAGGGGGCAGAUCCGAUGUGAGCGCGUCAAGAAAAAACAUAACUUCGUUUAACAAUGUACACGUUUUUAAAAAUAAAUCAAUUUCUUUAAAGAUGAAGGUGAGUCUGUUCGAAAUGUGGAUUAUCCAAGAAGAUCUACUCAAUGUAGAGAAUGAGAAGAAGAGAAAUGUACGGAUCAGCUCAUUUCUGAAAAAACAAAAGAAGAAAAACUUUCUCCUUUCAUCCUCUGUGGACAAUCAUAAAUCAGAAAAUGGGGAAAAGCAAAUGAGAGGUAGCAGACGAUGGAGCAAAAACAUGAUAAGCGCAUCGAACAGCUAUGGGAAGGAUAACAUAUAUGAGGAAGUGGAGGAAACACAAAAUUUGAGCAUAAAAUCUGUUAGCUCAACGAACUCUGGAAGUAAUGUAAAUAUCUUUAACAUUCUUGAAAAAUCCAAAAAUUAUUUCAACACAUUUAUGAAUAAAAAAAUCAACAAGCAGAUUUUCUACCUUGCCAAAAGGAGAACCUCCAAAAAUGAUUUAGAAGAUUUUAACGAAAAUUCCAAAGCGUUUGUUAGAAGGAAAAAGAAUAAUGUUAAAGAAAAGGAGAUGGGAAAAAAUAUGGUUACAUUUAACCAAGGGAAUACUGCCAAUUCGAACGUCUGGUUUGAAUCCUCCUCCCUGAGUGACUACACCUACCGUAAAGACAAAGCCUUGUCGCACAUUUUAGGACAGUCAAAUAGCAACAUGUAUAUUUAUUCUGAUAGAUAUGUUGGGGAGAAGAACCUCUUUAAAGCCAUGGCAAAGCAGAAAAUAAAAAAAUGGAAUGAGUACCAUAGAUGGGAGAAGAAAAAACAGAAGAGGAAAAACAUCAGAGAGAAUAAUAGGAAUAUAUGCCUCUCCAUAAUUUUUAGUGUAGACACAUAUUACAAGGAACGUGGAAAAUUGGACUACUCAAAAUUUAAGAUCGAAGUGAAUAACUUAAAUAUUAUGUUAGGCAAAUGCUUCAAAUUUACUGAUAUUUAUGACCAACUGAAAUUGUACAGGAGCGGCAACAACUUGAGGGCAUCAUCUGUUUACGCCUCAGCCAUAUAUGAUAUGAACCAUGUACAUGAUGCUUAUAACAGGGAGAGGAAUUAUCCAUACUUGAAAAAACUGCCCAAUAGGAAGGACCAAAUUUCCAGCACCGAAAUGGAAUACGCCUUUUAUGAUAACACAAACUUCUAUGAUAUAUACUACAACGAGAUGAGGGAUGUGAAGAUGGUGAAGCGAAUUAUCAGAAGUACCAAGAGGAGGGAUCUUAGUGUAAGCCAUCACCACGUUGUGCACGGUGAUCUCACCCAUAUGGGAGACACUCGGAGUGAAGAAGAAGUGUCUAGUGAUGGAUCAAUCACUGUGGAAAAGCAAUCAGAUAGAUACUUAAGCAGUGGAGGCAUAACAGAUUAUUUACCUUACAAGGCAGAAAAGGAGCCAUUUUAUCGGGAAAAGAAAAGCAUAACCUUUAGCUCUACGCAAGAGGCUGAAUUCUAUAGCCAGGCAGAAAAAAGGCGUCACAACAUUGGGGAGGAUAUAUCCAAAUGGAACAGUUCGCAAUUUUACGGCAACCCCUCGCGAAAGCACAACCAGGAGAAGAAGGCACUUACCAAACACAGUAACCUGUUUAUAAACAUGAAUAAGAACAAAAUUAUUUACAAAGAUAAAUUUAACAUUUUUCUGAAUCAUAAUAAUAAUAUAUUUAUGCCAAACAUUAAGGAUGAAAACGACUGGCUUCUAAGCAUCAACAGUGUGUAUUUAUUUGCAAAUUCGCUAAGCGCGAAAAAAUCCUUUAAUGUAUGUUGUCACGAACUCUUAAUAAACAUAAACAUAGACAAUAUAAAAGAGCUGUAUAAGCUGCACACCAAUUUUAACUACAAUAUAUACUACGCAGGGUUUUACAGAAAUUAUCUUUCCUUUGUGAAGAAUAUUUAUGUGCUCCCAUUUGUGAACAAGGAUAAAACAUGUAUUGAAGAAUCAAACGAAAAAUUGAAGAUAAAUGGGGUGUACCUUAAUAGCAUAAAUAAGCUGAAGAUUUCGGAUAAAAAUAUCCUACAUGAGAAACUUAAGGGAACGAGACAAUUCAACUCAGAUGAUAGAAAUUUGUAUGGAGUAAAAUGUGGCAGAAAGUGCACUGACUCGUGUGAUGAAUAUCCACCUAACGGUCAUAUGAAUCCAUGUGGAAAGGAAGAGCCAUAUGAUACACUCCCAAAUGAGACAAACCAUCAAAAGAAUGAUCGAAUGGACACAUACCCCUCAGAGGCUACCUCACCAAAUGGCAACAACAAAAUUGGCAUAGUACCCCAGAAAAGGGAAAGCGUAUUAAUAAAAGAUAAACCACAAAGCAGAAAUAAAUGUAUAUCCUUUAAUGACAUGAACGAACUAAUUGGAGAGACUGAAGAAGAGAAAGAGGAAAAAGAAUCUACGGAAAAAAGGGAUGAGCAGGAAGGAGACGUUUAUAACCUGAUUAGGGAAAAGACGUUACAUGUUCGUGACAUGGAGGAAGAUGAAAAUUAUAUCAGCAAUGAUAUCACAACCAUGUACACUGUUCGUAAAUAUUUCCUCAUUCAAAAUUUUAAUAUAUACAAAAAAAUGGUCCAUUAUUAUACGAAAAUGCAGACAUUUAUGGACCUGGAAGAGAAAAACACAAAGUACACUGAAGUUAUUCAUACGUUGAAAAAAAACUAUAUGAAGGUAGAACAGUACCGAGAGAAUCUAUACUAUCUAUACAAUCAGCUAUUUUCCAUAAUUAGAAAUAUUAACGACGAGAAAAAUAUCAUAUGCCAUGGACUUGUCUUUCUGAAGCUACUCAAUUGUCUCUACUCAUAUAGCAAUAAAUAUGUUACCAACUUGUUUUACUACCUUUUCGUUUUUUCAAAGUAUAAUAAGUUUGCAGAUUAUCUGUGUAACAUACAGAAAUAUUUUGACUACAAGUAUUUCACCUAUUUCACUAACAAGAUUGGAAAUGUGGAUGCAUGCAAUUUUGGUGAAUAUAUGGGCAAGGAACUUAUACACGGGGCCAGUUACAAUAACAAUGGUGUAUCCCCUCAUGAGAAAGACAUCAGCACGUUACCCAACAGUGGAAAUAGCCCCUUGAUUAACGAGAACUUUGCCCUACAGAAGGAGAUAAACGAAAAUAUUAAAAAGGAAGAAAUGCUUAAAGAGAACGAAGUGGCUAAAAAGAAUUUGUCCUGUUUCAUUAUAUCUGCCCUUCUUUAUCUCUACCAGCCGUACAUGUACAGAAAUAAGAAAUGCGCUCCCAUGGCAAAUAGCAAGAAGGAGAAUUUGAAGAAAAUGUUGACAGGGCAGAAGCAGCUUUCAUCCCUCUCAGAGGAAGAUAAUCUUCUUCAUCGCCACAACAGCUCCUUUUACCAAAUGGAUCAGGAAGAUGACGAAGCGAAAUAUACACAAGUAGAAAAUCAAAUAAGCGAAGAAAUGAGCUUCCAACAGAACGACGUAUACAGGGUUGAUAACGGAGUGGAAGGAAACCUACUGACCAGGUUCAAUGCCUUGAACUCGAAGGAAGGGAAAAAUAUAGAAAUAAGGAAAAACAAAUCGUACAUGUUUCAGAAAAAGGGAAUAAAGAUGAAAAUUAAAAUACGAGUUAACAAUGUAUGCCUCAAAAUACACCAGCUAAACAAGGAAAAUAUAUUAACGCUAAAUCUGUACGACUUAAAUUACUACAUGUUUACCUGUCUCCAUCAGUAUCAUUUUUUUUUUCACAAAACGAGUGAGCAUGUUGGUUUUUACCUGAACGACAAGGUGGAGAAAAUCGAAUUUGAAGAUAUAUACGCCAUCACGGGGAAGAGCCAAAUGAAGAAGAGAGUUAACAGCAAUUUGCAUAUGGACAAUCUAUGGUAUGAAUUGUCCGAUGAAGAAUCUGCCAUUCAGGAGAAUCUGUACAACAUGGAGUGGAGAAAUAGAAAGGAGAAAAAAAAAAAAAAAAACUGUAUUAAAAUGCACUUGAAUUUUAAGGUAGGAUUAAAAACGUACGAUAAUAUGUACAACAUACAGGAUAAUAUAAUUAACCCCAUAACCUUUAACUUUAUAAUAAAUGAGAAGUUUAAAUAUUUUCCUAUUUUGCAUGUCCAUUUUUACACCACGAGUAUCAACUUGAACAUCACCACUUCGUUCCUGUACUUGUACAAGUACCUCUACUCAAAUUUAAAUUUUAAAAAAGAUUUCAAUGACGUGAAGAACUCCAACAUUGAAAUUUAUAAUGAUCUGCAUUCAGAAAUAAUUAUUUUUUACAAGACAAGGACGAAGAAUAACAACUACACUUGGAAGUUGAAUAUUAUAGACAAGAACGAAUACCACCAGUUUCCGUGCGAAUGUCUCUACUUUUGCAUUAACAAGAAAAAGGAGAGAAAGAAAAUAAAUUCUGAAUUUUACGAAAUGAAUAGGAAUUCGGAAGAUUUCAUGAUCACCAAUGAACACGACUUGAAUAGCAUUUUCCGGGACAUUUGCAAAAUUGGCUUUAAAAAAAGGAACCUACACAAUUCAGUGGCCAAGCAUGAGAAGCACCUCCUAUAUGACAACACGCAGAGUGUAUAUGACAUCCUGCAUCAGUUCACCUAUCGGAUGCCCUUCCUCUACAAGAACCGAGAGAAAGACAACAAAAUUAUCAACAUAAUAAAGAAGAAGCCCUCUUGGAUUUACAUCGGCGUGUUAUACACCGACGAUUUGUACUCCCGUGCGUACAAGGUUCCGAAUGUGAAACAUAACUUACUGGUCGAGCCUGAGAUCAUAAGGAACAAGUGGUGCCUGUCCAUAGGUACGUGCAUACAAAUUGAGAACAACUCGGGGCUGUAUUUCAGAAUAUACAAGGAAGGGAAAACGAAAUAUUUUUCGCGCGUAAAUUUCAAAUGGAAGUUGGGGAAGAACAGAAGAUCGAGUGGGAAUUAUUCUGCGUGGGAAAACUUGGAUGGAGAAAGAAAAAAUGAUAAGCAUAAAAAGAAGGCAAAAGGAAAGAUAAGAAGUUAUCAGCACGAGAAGGAGAAACAAUUUGAACAGGAGAUUGACCAUCUUAAUAGUAAACAUGUCACAACACAUGUAGAAAAGAACAAGAAAAAGGAAAGAUCUAAAAAUGGAGAUUACAUAAACAUACUGCCGUUCAGCAAGAGAGCAAUUCCGUUGUUCUGGUUGUACGAUUGUAGUUUGCCAUACAUAAAAAUAUUGAGAAAAAAAGAAAAAAAAUAUAACAUGAAGAACUUAAGAAAAACCAAUAAAGAAGAAAAAGAAAAUUUGGACAUCGAAGCUGUUCCAUUUCAUAUACUUUACAAACUACUAAAUAAGUAUGCCCUUAAUAACAAUAACAUUUACCAUAAAAAGUUAGACAUAUCCCCAUGUGAGAUAAUUUUUCAAGGAUUAAUAAUGUUUCAUUGCUUUGUAAAAGUAAAGGAUGUACCAACACAACAUAUUAAAGACACAUCCUACAAUUACACUGUUGUUAUAGAACCUAUGGUCACCAUAAAAAACAACUUACCAAAUCCUAUCACAGUCAUUGUUAGAAUGAAGAAGAAAAAAAGGUUGUUCAGCAUUAGUAAGGAUAAGGCGGAAAUGCAAGUGGAGGAAAAAAUGCUGCAUAAGAGUAACUACGAAAUGAAUGAUGACAUUACCAAAAUUUUGAAGAAGCAAGAAAUGUUCGCCCUAGUGCCCCCGCAUCAUUAUUGGUCCUUGCCCAUCUGCACACAGGCCUUUUACAUGAAGGUGUUUUACCAUGGUCUGCAAAUAGAGAAGAUGAAUUUCAUAUAUGAUUACGCUAAUGAUAUUAAGGGCUACUACGAUUUCAAGGAUGUCAGGCUUCCCGACUGGAACGAAACUUUCUAUGGGGGUAAUAUUAACAGCGCUAUGAAGAAGGGAGACCACGGGGAUAGCGCGGGCGAGAACGGCGCUGUGAAUGCUCCGGGAAAUCACCGCAUAAACCAUCGCGCAAAUGACGAUCGAACCGGAGGCAAUAAGGAUAAGAACGUGCACACAAGCAACAACAGUAACAGUAGUAAUGGAGGAAACGCGUGCAACAUGAUGGGGGAGUACGCCAAAAAUGUGAACUACUGGUUGUACAAAAAUAGAGGGGCGUCCAACGUGAACAGAGACAAUCGAAUGAUGUACGACGAAAUGAUGAAGGAAUUUCAAAAACAUGAGAGGAAUGGAGAAAGCACCAGUUGUAAUAGUCCGAAGCGUCAGAGAAAAAGAAAUAUGUACGAUAAUUUAUUUAGAAAUAGCUUAAACAAUAUAAACAGUUUUGAAGAAAAAGAGGAGAAUAAUUAUGAAAGAAGGAAUAAUUCCAUGUACAAUUUCCUCUACGCAACGGAAGGUUUUUUUCCCAUUUAUAUGCCAAGCACUGAUACGAUUACGUCGACAAAAGUGCUGAAUCAUAAGUUCGGUCUAAUAGGAAAUAUAUUCUCUUAUGAAGAAUUGAAGUAUAUUUAUUUUGAAAAUAAAUUAAGUCAAAUGAAUAAAAAGGUGUAUGAUAAUCUGCACAUUUUUAAAAACAUCACUGUUUCUGCUGAUGUGUCUAGGAGAAAAAUAGAUUUUUAUUUCCCCUUCUUUUUUGAAAAUACAACAAAUGUGUGUAUCUACGUAAAUAACAAGUUGCUUCCGCCAAAUAGCCGUUUAUACAUGACGGAGGAGGAGGCCAAAAGUGUGAGGAUUAAAUCUUACAAACAUGAUUAUUCUAACAAUGUAAUUCUAUGCAGUAAUGUCAGUGGCAAAAUUGACUGCACCAGGACUAACAUGAUGCGACCUCUCAUAAAUUUGGUUUAUAGAAAGAUUAACAGAAAGCAGAAGGUACGAUUUUGGGAAAAAUAUGAAGAGAGAAAAAAAAAAAACUGCAGUAUAAUUAAUACGCCUGCUUUGGACGAAGAAGAAGAGCACACUUCUGGGGAUGACGCAGAUAUCGUCAAACGGACAAGUAGACUCAAACUGAAAGUAGUGCAAGAUAUCCAUGACGGAGUGAACUACAAAAAUCAUCAUUUAAUUAAUGAUUAUGAUGGACAAUUGGACAAACAACCUAUGAUAGGAAAGAAAAAUACGAACAACAUGAACUAUGCGAACGAGGCCCCCGCGCUGGAUUCCGUAAAAUCCCUCACAAAUGAAAUAAACAAGGAAGAGAAGGAAAACGAAGUUGGCGAAAAUAUCGAAGGGAAAACCUCACAAAAGACAGACGAAAUAAACUGCUCGAAUAAUUUAAAUGAUACUUAUUAUCUCCCCCACAACAAGAAUGAUUUAUAUUAUUGUAACUCCAAGUUGUCUGAAAUUUCAGCAAAUACAAAUGAGGAAGGAAAGAGAAAAGCCACUAAAAAGUCGCCAACACACAAAUCGUAUAAAAAUGCAUUCAAAAAUAUCCUCAUGAAUAAUAAAACCCUAUUUAAGAAAAGAAAAAAAAUGAGUGCGAAAUCUUCAGAAUCCAUUGGCAAUUUUAAAAAAAUUAGAAAAUUUAGAUUAUUUCAUAAGCAUGGGAAAAGAGACAAAAUAAAUGCAGAGCAGGAAGAAGAAUAUUUUGAAAACAUAGAUGAGAGGGGAGAACCCUAUGACAACGACGGAAAUGAAGACUCCGUCGAUAGCAGUUACUACGAUGGAAAUGAUAAUGACAGCAAGUUGAAAAAAAAAAGUAAAAAGAGGAGGAAUAUGACGAGGACGAAUUUUAGCUACUCCAGGAGAGGAAAGGGACACAAAAAAUUUUUCAGCAAAAAUUUGUACUCACUUGAUAAGUUGAGUCAUAAAUAUUUUAGCAAAGGGAAAGAGAAGAAGAAGCAAACGGAUUUGUCUUCCCAUGGGGGAAGGGGCAUACACGAUUCCUUCUCUUCAGAAAAUGAAAAAUCAACAGGUGCUUUCCCUUCCUCGCAGGUAAGUUUUAGCAUUUUCCAUCUGUUCAAGGAGAAGGAGGAGACGAGGAAGUGCUCCGAAUUUGAGGAAGACAUUUCCGACGAUAACGCGCAUGAGCAAAUCGAAAUGGAAAAGGAGGAAGAGCAGGAAGAUGUCGAUGAGGAGGACGAGGCCGCUAUAGAGGAAGAGGAUGCAGAUGAGGAUGACACAUUCCAUGCGAACAAUAGAAGGAAGGAAAAGCACGAGAUUCUGAAGUUCCGUCUGAGGAAGAAGAGAAAAAAGAGGGAAUCAAAGGGCGCAAAUGAAAACGACUUGGAAGUUGAUCACGAAAAUGAAAGCGAAAGGAACAAUUCAAAACUUAGGAGAGGGGAUAAAAAAACGUACAAUAAAAAGAGGUUCAAGAUGACCCCUUUCUUCAGCUCUAUCGAUAGGAGACACAUGGGUAAAGUGUCCACUGGAUCGGUCAGUUCUGCAAAAAAUGAAAGGAUUCCCUCGGCAAAAUACAAUUUGGAUGGGAGUUCCUCAGAGAGCGGCAAUUAUAACAAAAUUGAGAGGAAAGGGAAAUAUUCUGAGAGAGGGAAAAAUGGAGAUGCCUCCCGUACAAGGGUAUCGUUCCGGCAAGAUAAUCUACAAUCUACGUGGAACAGAAACGAUAUUCAGGUAGAAGCAGGUGGCGGAGAGGCAGACGAGGGGGAAGCAGAUGCGGAAGUCGAAGCGGUCGACGAAGUGAACCACGAAUCUGUUGUGAAAGAAAAAUCAUCCCUAAGGGAUCUCUCCAGAAAUAUGAGAGAAAGCAGAAAGUCGAAAAUGAAGAAGAAGGAUUAUUACGAAGCAGGGUUCCUGUCGUUAGGAAUUUGUGUCAGAUAUGCCGAGGAGCCAUUUAAUAAAUCAAAAAUUGUUACCUUUGUUAAUAGCUACAUAUUCAUAAAUAGGCUUCCAUUUGAUGUGAAAAUAGCUACCGACUCGCUUAGAAAAUCAGACAGUAUUUUUACAACUCAUAAUGUAACACUCCGCUCAGAUUUUAACAACGCAUAUAAGGAAAUGCUCCCAUUAGAUACCCUCACCGCCAGCAAAAGUGUGAAUAACAUUAAAUCGUUGAGAAACGCAACGAUGGAAAAAGAUGUAUGCGCAAUUAACGUAGGUGAUGUGUCGAGAAUUAGAGAAAAUUUAAAAAUUGAUGCAAGCAAGGAUCAAGCGGUAGAUAUGGAAGCCUUCCGAAUUGGGGAUACCAGAAUGGAGAAAAAUACUACAAGCGGGAAUGCUAGAAAAACGUCCAACAUGAACAAUAACAGCUUUAAAGAACAUGAGGGAAAUAUCCCAGACAACAGUAACCUGAUUGUGAAUAGAAGCUCUACAAAUUAUGAUCAUAUAGAAGCAUCAUCAAGGGAGGUAAAUCAGACAGAGAAUCCAUAUAGUGCGAAUAGUAAAAAGGGAAAUGAUGAGCAAGUAGCAGAGAAAAAUGAGACUUACAUAAGAAGCGGAGAAAUUACAGCUUUCCAUUAUCAUAGGAGUUACAUAAAGUUAAAGGAUAGCAGCGAAGGGUACAGCUCACAACCAUUCUCCCUAAUCCCGAAGAAUGUCCCAUCGAAUUUCCAGAUCGAAUUAUUCAACAUGAAUAAAUCACAGAUAAAUAACACAAACAAUUUGCUAGUAGAAGUAAAUGUAUGCAGUGGCAUUUUUGGAGACAAGCAACAAUUGCCGUACACAUACAAUGGGUACUUUUACAUUCUCAGUUUGCCGGUUAGACCCCAAUUUGAAAUUAUCAACGCCACGAAAUUUAUCAUAGCCUACGCAACUGAUGUAAAUAAGUACACAAAGAAGUAUAUGAACAAUAAUUAUGACACAUAUUUGAGGAGAAGCACAAAGAAUGGAGAUUUUCCGGUGAAGAUGAUUUAUCCGUACAGCUCCAUUUACUACACCCUGAGGAACAGCAACGAAAUUGAGUCUUCUAAAAUUGCCUUGAAAAUUGUCGGGGUCCAGAAAAGCUCUUGGUGUAUCAAUACUAUCAACUCCUUCAUUGACAAUGUGGUCACGCUACCUUAUAGAGUGUACGGGGAGAAUAAACUUUCCCCCGAGAAGAAAUUCAAGCGUAGGAGAAAUAGCAACAAAAAUGACAAGGACGCAUACAUUCUAGCAAGUCGAAGAAAUUCACAAAAAACACACUUGCACAAUGACGAGGGGAAUGCCGUUUGGAGGGAAUUCCAAUCGAACGAUAGCUGUGGAGAACUAAACAAUGACAACCACAUUCUUAACGGAGAUGGAGAAAAGGAAGAUGCUAUAAGGAGAAGAGAGAAAAUCGAAAAGGAUAACAUAUUCCUAGGAAAUAACUUGGUCAACAAGAAGUUAUACUCUUUUCUGAUUAUAAGGGAUAAUGGAAGCAGAGCUAUCGUCAUCACAGAGAAGUAUAACCUAGCAAGGGAAAUUGUGAGCACCAAAAAUUUCAGUAAAAUUCAUAGGAUAAUAGCUAUAAGUAGUAGGAAGAAGAUAUUACUAUCAAAUAAAAACGCCAACAGGAAAUAUAUGUUGGAUUAUAAAAAAAUGAAUUUUGUAUAUUUCAAUUUUCCAAUAGUUCCUGUCAUAUAUAAUUUUAACAUCCCAAGAUUAACCGUAACGUGGAUUCACAGACAAGAUGUGGUAAUUGCUAUUCACCUGUCCAAUUUGAAAUACAGUGGCCAUAUAUACCCCAAGGAAAUUAUAAACUACGACAUAAAUCACAUGUUCACACCUAUCAACAUUUUAAAGAAGAAAGAAGUGGAAGAAUACGUGCAGUACGUUUUUCUCAACAGUUAUGUAGACUCCAUUUUUCUGAUCGAGCAGAUUCAUAUAGACCACUUCGUAAAGGGAGACAUCCCCGUCAUUCUCAAGAACACCAACAUUGAGGAGGAUGAAGACACAUUUUUAUAUAUUCACGUGAAGCAAUACUGUGUGGAUUCCUUUAAACAGGCCCCCAUAUAUCAAAGCAUAAUGAUCAAGAUCUCUCCGAUAAAUGCGAACAUCGAAUUAUUGGUUAUCGAGCAGUUAAUAGAAAUUAUAGAGAAGGAGAAACAACUAUUAUUACUGUACGAACGGGAGGAAAAAUCAUUACCACCGCUCAUUGCUACAUCAGAAACGGCAAGGAAUGCUAUUAAUACCACGCUGAAAAUAUUUUCCGAUGCGAAUUUUCUCAGAAUGAUAUACAUGGACGAUUGUAUCAGGAGAAAAACGGAGAACGACUUCAUCCUGAAGAACAACCAAAUUGUGAAUAAUAACAUCAUCUUGAAUUCUACAAAUAGGGAAGAAAAUAAAUACAGGACCAUACGUAACUAUGAGCGCAAACAUGUGAAAGAAAGCCAAGCGGAAAUUAAACCAAAUGCCUAUUCCUAUUAUUUUAGUUCACCCCAGGUUAGAAUGAUAACACAAAAUAGAAUAAUCAACAUUAACAACAUCACUGACAAAAUUUGUUCACAGGACUCCACCAACAGUUCUAUAUCAACAAAUGAAAGUAGCAAAAAUAAAAACCACAGCAAUGUACAUAAAAAAAUAUGUAAAACAUUAGUAGGAUAUUAUAAAUACAAGAAAGUACAUAAUUUGAUAAAUAACACUUAUUACGAUAUUAACAAUAUGAAUGAUGAACGUAUUUUGCCAAUAAAAAUCCAGUACUUUAGAAACCAAAAAAUUUUUAUGAAUGCAUUUUCUUCUCACCUAUUUUUACACCCAAACCCAAGAUGGAUGGACAAUAAGAGCAAACCUGUAUAUAUCAGGGAAUUCAAAAUUAACCCAAUUGAAAUUAUAGCCUCUAUUAGAACUUCUGAACACAGGAUUUCAAGGAGAAUAUUACACAUUGUAGAUGCACUACCUGUUGAUACUCCCUCCAUGAGAAUACAUUUGAUUUCCCAAAAGAGGAAUUAUAUUGUCUGUACAUGGGAUGGCUUAUUCCAGUCCUUAAGGGUUUCUUACUUCAGACAACUAUUGAGACAGUCCUUACCCAGUGCAUGGCUAUCCAACCCCUUUGCCUUUAUCAAGGGGUUCAUAAAAGGAAUCACGGCUCUGUUUAAAGAAACGGUUAGGGGAGUUAAAACCAGUUCCAACUUUUUCGAUGGAUUCAUGUCUGGAUUUAAAUGUGGAAUUAUCAUACUUGUUGUGAACACCGUUGGAGGCUUAUUCCAAUCUUUAAGUCAUAUGUUAAAUGUGUGUCAUAAAUUAAUGGGGGGUUCAAGGCCACGACCACCAAGUAUCUUAGAUUCUAUAAUUCUCGGCCUGGAUGGAUUGCUUCUAGACACAUUUUACAGGCCCUGGGUUUCUUUAUUCAAUGAACCGAAAAUCUCUCUGAACAAAGGAAAUAGUACUUUAAAAACCGUGUGCAUCAUUAUCGGGUGUAUUCUCAGGUGCAUAUUUUCUCCCAUCUUUGGCCUCCUGAAUCUCUUUGCCUCCAUUACGGAAGGAUUUGCCAACACGCUCAUUGGAGACUUUGAGAGAUUUUCCAGGGUUCAGGAGCGGUCGGAGUUUGAAACGGAGAAGGUGCACAACGCGGUCGCCGCGAUGAGAAGGGGUAAAAGUUUUAUGAAGAAGGCACACAGACAUGAUAAGGACGCUUAG